Messenger RNA from Daldinia childiae, 1380 nucleotides. RefSeq lists its product as uncharacterized. The record is from RefSeq and is a predicted model, not a curated record. The transcript has 2 exons. The coding region runs from base 1 to 1380 and encodes 459 amino acids. Lineage: Eukaryota; Fungi; Ascomycota; Sordariomycetes; Xylariales; Hypoxylaceae.
AUGGACUGGGGAUCCAGACGACUACACACCCCCUUACCCGCCUAUAAGCACACCUAUACCAUCACAGGCAAAACCUGCUCCCUUAUCCACACUUCCGCUCCACCAGGUACCGUCACACCCACCGAUCCCGCGGUGCCGACGGAAACGGUUAUCUUCGUUACUACGGACAAGAACCCCGCCGUGGUAUUUCCGACCCAAGCACCUCCUAGCUACGGCGGAUCGCCCUCCGGCCCAGAUGCUCACGACACGGCGGUCGAGGGCGGUGGUAGCCACGUAAUUACUCCUGAGUAUGGCAUGGACCCGACCCCCAUCGAGUCUGCCAAGGUUUCGCCAACUCCACCUCCCAAUGGUGGGAAUAACCAAGGAGGAGGAGGAGGACCCCCUGUAAUCGUGAUAGUGCAGCCUGGCGAAGUAAUCAUCGACGACCGCACAUUCACCGACAGCCCAACGCAGAAAACGUCCACUGUGGUCGUGGGAGACGAGACCUUUGUCAUCGACCCAUCCCAGGUAGUAGGUGGUGGGGCCACCGUAACCCGACCCCCUAUCGACGUAGGAGGGGGUUUCACACCUCAACCCCCACCAAUCACAACCUCCAUCGGCGGUUUAGGGGUCGUUCUCGGACCCUCCUCAAUCGCAACGAUAGACGGCACGGUAUUUACCAUCGCGCCCACGCCGACGAUAGCCGUAGUCCAGGGACAAACGAUCACCAUCGGACCUGCGGGGCUCGUCUUCCCCAGCCAGACGCUGCAUGUGGCCGCGGGGUCCGGGCCGACGCAGACAGCCAUCAUGGGCGGGCAACUAAUCACAGCCAUCGGCUCCGAUACGGUGGUAAUCUCCGGCACAACAAUAACGUACGGGCCAAUCGCACUAGGAAGCAGCACACUCACGACAGUCAUCGAUGGGGAUACGAUUUUAGUUGCCCCGACCGGCGUAGUCUUGCACGAGGGAGGAGAAACCUUGGGAGGCAUAACAGCGGCUCCGGAUGCCACUACGUACGAGAUCGUAGGCGGGGCAACGGUGACGCAACUAGGUUUAACGGCGGUCGAGAUCAGCGGGCGGACAUUCCACAUCGGGCCCGGGGCGGCGACACUGGUGACGACGGUGAUCGCGGGCCACACGCUAACGAUAGGACCGGACGGCGUGGGCAUGUCGACGUGGACGCUGGGCGCGCCACACGCGUCUACGACGACUAUCUUUCCUGGCGCUGGCGCUGGCGGCCACCAUAACGGCGGGAAUAAUGCUGCGAUGACGAUUCCAACGGCGACGGGAACAUCUAGGAAAGACGAUAGCGGCGGGGCGCUUUUGCAGCGGCCAGAUCGGUCGCAUGUGCUGUUCUCGGUUGGCGUCGGGUGUCUAGGGUCCUUGCUUUUCUGGUGGUAA